Messenger RNA from Juglans microcarpa x Juglans regia, 1259 nucleotides. Its product is annotated as aminoacyl tRNA synthase complex-interacting multifunctional protein 1. Gene Ontology annotation, molecular function: tRNA binding. The record is from RefSeq and is a predicted model, not a curated record. Lineage: Eukaryota; Viridiplantae; Streptophyta; Magnoliopsida; Fagales; Juglandaceae.
UCGUAUGUAGACAAAUGAUAUAUCCGCAACCGCAAGGACUCCAUUGAAGAGGCAACGGGUGUGGCAGUGCUAAACAGGUGGGAAGUUGAGAGGAGGAGCGAGUAGUGAUGGUAGUAGCGAUGCCGUUGCCGACAAAUGCUUUUGCUUCUUCUGCAAACGUUUUGAGAGGCGGCGGCGCGCUAUUGUUUUCUUCCUUAUCAAAAUGCAGUCACCCAUUGCAAAUUUAUCGUCAUCGUCGUCCCCUGCAACCCAUACGUUCCUCCACCGCCUCGUUUCCCCUUUUCUCAAUAGGUAAAGCUAAUGAGACAUCCGCGAGAAGCAGAGGAAGCAGCAGCAGGCACUGGAUUCCCUCGUUUUGCACGGCUUCUACCUCCGAUGCUUCUGCGGCGAAGGCAGUGACCGUGGCCAUCGGUGACGAUGGAAAUGCUGAUGUUGACGAUGAGAAGAAGGAGAGGGUGAUAAAGGAAGCGGCUGAAAUGCUGGACAUAAGGGUUGGGCGUAUCCUUAGGGCGUGGAGGCAUGAGGAGGCCGACUCCCUUUACGUGGAAGAGGUGGAUGUUGGCGAGCCUGAGCCCAGAAUCAUCUGCAGCGGCCUCGUCAAUUAUAUACCCCUUCAACACCUCCAGGAUAAGAGAGUAAUCGUUCUUGCAAAUCUGAAGCCCAGGAACAUGCGUGGUGUCAAGUCAUCUGGAAUGCUUAUGGCUGCUUCUGAUGCAUCACAUGAGAACGUUGAGCUUCUUGUGCCUCCGGAGGGUUCACUUCCUGGUGAAAGAAUAUGGUUUGUCGAAGAAGAAAAGGAAAAUCAACCUGCUGCUGGCACACCUAACCAGAUUCAAAAGAAAAAAAUAUGGGAGUUGGUGCAGCCUCAUCUUAAGACUGAUGCUUCUUGUACUGCUAUGCUUGGAGUGCAUGUCAUGCGGACAUCUGCAGGUGUGGUGGUGUCCACAUCUUUGAAGAACGCAAAUAUAUCCUGAUCAGAUGGGCAACUUCUUGCUUCUCUAACAGUGGUGGUGUCUAGGACCGAAGUAUCCUAGACACCAGAAGAUUUUUUGACUAUUUUUUUUUUGGACUAAUGUAAUUUCUAGUUGGUAAUCAUGUAUUGCUAGCAAUUAGAGGUUUAAGUUCCUGUCAAUUGCUUUAUUUAUGUCACCGUUUGUGAUGCUGUUUUGAUGGCUUAACCUUUUUUCAUAUACCAGUAGUCACUGUUUGUUUGUCCUCUUGAGGUUUUUUAUCAAUGAAGUGUCCUCAUGUUUCUAAAA